CUUGCGGGCGAGGCCCCCUCAGCCGGGCUGUCCGCGCGGUGCCUGCAGGCUGCGGCGGGGGGCCGGCCGGGUGCGAGGGAGCCGGGGCGAUGCUGGAAGAGGCGGGCGAGGUGCUGGAGUCGGUGCUGAAGGCCUCGUGCCUGCCGCUCAGCUUCCUGCUCUUCGUGCCGGCCGUGCUGCUGCUGCUGGGGCCGCCGCCCGCCGCCGAGGCCGCCCACGAGUUCACGGUCUAUCGCAUGCAGCAGUACGAGCUGGGCGGGCAGCCCUACGGCACCAGGAAUGCAGUGUUAAACACAGAGGCCCGCACUGUAGAGGCGGACGUGUUGAGCCGCCGCUGCGUGAUGAUGCGGCUAGUGGAUUUCUCGUAUGAGCAGUACCAGAAGGCUCUCCGCCAGUCAGCUGGGGCCGUGGUGAUCAUCUUGCCCAAGGCCAUGUCAGCGCUGCCGCAGGAUGUUGUCAGGCAAUUCAUGGAGAUAGAGCCAGAAAUGCUGGCCAUGGAAACCAUUGUGCCGGUCUAUUUUGCAGUAGAGGAUGAAGAGCUGCUUUCCAUCUAUGAACAAACACAAGUUGCUUCUACAUCACAGGGUUCAGCUUCAGCUGCUGAAGUUCUGCUGCACACGGCGACCGCCAACGGCUUCCAGAUGGUUACGAGUGGGGCUCAGAGCAAAGCUGUCAGUGACUGGCUCAUAACCAGCCUGGAGGGGAGGCUGACUGGUCUGGGAGGAGAGGACCUGCCCACCAUUGUAAUAGUUGCCCAUUAUGAUUCUUUCGGAGUGGCCCCAUGGCUGUCUCAUGGUGCAGACUCCAACGGCAGUGGCAUCUCUGGGCUACUGGAGCUAGCCAGGCUCUUUUCUCGACUCUACACCUACAAACGUACCCAUGCUGGGUAUAAUCUGUUGUUCUUUGCAUCUGGAGGCGGUAAAUUUAACUAUCAAGGAACCAAGAGGUGGUUGGAAGACAACUUGGAUCACACAGAUUCCAGUUUGCUGCAGGAUAACGUGGCGUUUGUUCUGUGCCUUGACACCCUGGGCAGAGGGAACAGUCUUCACCUCCACGUCUCAAAACCUCCAAAGGAGGGGACCCUGCAGCAUGCUUUUCUAAGGGAGUUGGAGAUGGUGGUCGCGAGCCAGUUUCCAGAAGUGAAAUUCUCCAUGGUGCACAAGAAGAUUAAUCUGGCUGAGGACAUGCUGGCAUGGGAGCAUGAGCGCUUUGCGAUCCGCCGCCUGCCUGCAUUCACCAUCUCCCACCUGGAGAGCCACCGGGAGGGCCUGCGCAACAGCAUCAUGGACUUGAGGUCACGAGUUGACUCUAAGACUCUAACCCGUAACACCAGGAUCAUUGCUGAGGCAUUGACUCGGGUCAUCUACAACCUCACUGAGAAGGGGGCACCUGCUGACCUGCAGAUCUUCACAGAGCAGAUGCAGAUCCAGCAGGAGCAGCUGGAGUCCGUGAUGGACUGGCUGACCAGUCAGCCCAGAGCGGCCCAGCUUGUAGAUAAAGACAGCACCUUCCUCAACACCUUAGAAUAUUACAUGAGCCGCUAUCUGAAGGAUGUCAAGCAGCAUCAUGUGAAGGCAGAUAAACGGGACCCUGAGUUUGUUUUCUACGACCAGUUGAAGCAGGUGAUGAACGCAUACAGGGUCAAGCCAGCAAUCUUUGACCUGCUCCUGGCUCUCUGUAUAGUAGCCUACCUCGGAGUUGCCUAUGUUGCAGUCCAGCACUUUGGUCUCCUUUACAAGACGGUACAGAGGUUAUCCCUUAAAUCCAAGCAGCAGUGAAGUGACAAAUCACCAACCCAUCGAGCAGCACUGAGCCACCGGUGAGCCCAGAAGGAGCUUCUGCCUUCCACUGGCUCCUGCCAUUUCUCCCUCUCUCCUCUAACCCUCCUGGAGGAAAGCAGAGAUUAACAGAACUUCCAACUCUUGUGCACCUUCUUUAGGUCUCCCCCCCCAACUUGCCCAUUUUCCUUCAUUUUGUGGCGAGGGAGAUGUGCAGAGACUUGGUCAGUCCCUGCCGAUUGUUUAAACACUGAAUGGCUGAUGUAAAGUUUCCGCCAAACAAGAGGUUUCUGUAAGUGUGAAGGUGCUGAACCUGGUUUCACAGACAUGUGCCAUACAACCAGCUUGGAGGCUGAAUCCACGGGGCGAAGGGACGGACAGCUCUGCCCACCCAACUGGACUCAGAGCACUCGUUUUUUUUUUUUUUUUUUUAAAUGUGCACAUGUAAAUUAAAAGAUAAUUAUUA
Trachemys scripta elegans is the source of this 2244-nucleotide messenger RNA. RefSeq names its product nicalin (gene NCLN). Gene Ontology annotation, biological process: regulation of signal transduction. The coding region runs from base 90 to 1778 and encodes 562 amino acids. Gene Ontology annotation, cellular component: endoplasmic reticulum membrane. The record is from RefSeq and is a predicted model, not a curated record. The transcript has 15 exons. NCBI's taxonomy places the organism in Eukaryota, Metazoa, Chordata, Testudines, Emydidae.